UGAUUUAGACCAAUUUUUAUAUCAAUUUAAUGAAGCAACCAUUGAACUUUCAUCACAAAAAUAUCCUACUAUUGCACAUUCAAGAGUAAUAUUAUUAGCUAUUAAAAAAGAUUUAGAAAUUAAUUAUGAUAAUGAUUAUUUAUUAAAUGAUGUAGUCAAAACAAUGUUAGUAAAAUUUAAUGAAUAUUAUGACAAAUUAGAAGAAACUUCACAUAUUGCGGCCUUUUUAGAUCCAAGAUAUAAAAAAUAUUGUUUUCCAGAAAUGAUAAGUUAUGAAAUACAAUUACCAAUUAGAAGUCUAUUAGAGCAACAACAACAACAAGGAGUUCCUAUUAUUUCAACAAAAAAAGUUUCUAGCUUUUUAAAGAAGUUAAAAGGAACAACUUCUGUUAUAAUAAAUGAGGAUGAUGAA
Funneliformis geosporum is the source of this 412-nucleotide messenger RNA. The record is from the annotation of a GenBank genome assembly. Lineage: Eukaryota; Fungi; Glomeromycota; Glomeromycetes; Glomerales; Glomeraceae.